AUGUCACUGGCUGCGGGCAUCCUCUCGCGCACUUUCACUCGACCCCAGCAGGUGACGGAGCUCAUUCGACAGCAGGGAGCCGACCCCAAUGCGCAGCCCCAGCUACGGAUGGAGGGCACCACGGGAGGCUUCACACCCUAUCCGCUGCUGUCCCUGUGCAUCGGCAACCUCACCGACAACCGCAUCCCGUCCAUCUGGGCAGCAGACGGCGAUGAUGAGGAGCCUCCCGUCGCUUUGCCGCAGUGGUCGUCACCCGACCUGCAGGAGGCCAUCAUGAAAGCACUCAUCGAGGGAGGUGCGGACAUCAACGCCAUCCCGACCAACGAGGCGGGUGUGGACUGCCCGGGUACCACGCCCGUCCGUGUGGCCAUCAAAGCCUGCAACGAGAAGGCCUUCCGUCUGCUCAUGGCGCAAGGUGGGCUGCUGCUAGGGGGCCGUAAGGUGAUGCUGCUGCCAUGGACACUGGACACGGACCGGCCCACCGAGGACCACGAGGCCACCCUGCUGUCCUUCUACCAGCAACUCAUCCGCCGCGACCCCACCCUCGCAACCGAGACUGCUGCGCGGUAUGCCGGCAAUCCGCUGCAUUGGGCGGCCGCCACCGAUCUCGUAUGGUCGCAGUCUUUCAUCGACAGCUACAUCGACCUGUUGGUGGCCAAUGGGGCGGACAUGACGGCAGUGGACAUCAACGACUGGACGCCAUUGGACUGCGCGGCAAUAUGGGGGGACCACCGUGCGGCUGCCUCCCUGUGCCGCCGCCUCUCGUCUGCCGACAUCAACAGAGGGACCCCCAAUGACCCCAAUGACACGCCUCUCACUGCUGCUGCCUGGAUGCUCGAUGACAAGACUCAGCUGCUGGACGACGACACUGCGGAGGAGGCAGACAAGGAUCAAGCCAGAGCCCGGAUUCCCCAUCUCAAGAGCACCAUCCGUGUCCUGCUGCAGGCGGGGGCCGACAUCGCCCGGCUGCCCACGGGCACCGAGGGGCACCGCCGUCGUCGGCGUCUGGUGCUGCCCGAAUACAAGAUGGUGCUCAACGAGGUGCCCGACGUGGUCGUGUCGGCUGUCAACGCCGCCCUGCGACCUCAGCGCGACCACUCGAUGCUGCUCGCCCGUCUGCUGCCCCUGGCGCCCCACCACGACGGCCCUUCCACCCACCCAUCGCCCUCCAGCCUCUCAUUCGGCCCACAGGAGGCAGAGGCCGUCGGCUGGAAGAUCGGCUCCUUCCUGCACGAGCCACACACCGCCAUGGCGACCAUCGAUGGGUACCUGAUGGGCGAGUCGCUGCUGAAGCGCCGUGUCAUUGCGGCCGUGGCGCAUUUCGUGACGCAAGCGGCCACACGGACGACCAGCAAUCGGGAGGUGGUCGGGGGGAGCCGGCACGUGCAGCACGAGGGAGACGCGGAGAGCACCAAAGUGACGGUCCCGCCCCUACAGUGCUUCGCCGUCAAUGGGGGACAGCAGGGGGGCGGGCAGCAUCGUGUGUUGGGUGUGCGUGAGGUGGUGCACAAGGCUCGGCUGGACGAGGCGGCCCAGCACGGCGUGGAGGGGGUGGUCAAGGGCUUCAGCACCCACCUCGGCGAUAAGGACUGCCAGUUCCAGUGGCAGCAGCUGGGGUACAUCAACAGGCGGGGGCAGUUUGUGUCGCUGGGCAUCAACUGACGGCCGUGUUGCCAGUAGCUAUGUUGUUAUAGGGGAAAGGGUGAGGACAGAACGGCUCCACUGUCGCGGCUCUAUAACCCGUGAUAAUGGGCGUGAUAAUUUUGUUGCGUGAUAAUGGGUGUAAGAUGUGGCGGUGAAAGACAAGUGCCCGGCUGUUUUGUUUUGAGGAGUUUCAGAAUCUGAGCAUGUGAGCGAUAAAUCUCAUUGACCAUACAGAACUCAAAAAUGAGACGAUCUGUAUGAUGGAAC
Vitrella brassicaformis is the source of this 1911-nucleotide messenger RNA. NCBI's taxonomy places the organism in Eukaryota, Vitrellaceae. The record is from the annotation of a GenBank genome assembly.